AUGACCAGCAAUGUCGACAUUCACUCCAGAUGGGUGACCGCGUUGCGGACGCAGGCAAAGACGGUUGAUGCCCCGCCCACAGAUGCUCUCUCCUGUCCCUAUUGCGAACAUUCUGGAAGGAUAUUCCAAAGUCUUGACCAGCUUGUCAACCACGCCAACGUGGAACAUGCCUCUGUCCUGGAAGCGAACCCGGAAACGGCCCGUGCUCAGGUGCGAGAUGCAGCCCUGCGGAUGAAGGGCCCAACGGACCGGUCUUCUGACGCCACUGCCGGAGGGGGCUCCACACCCGACAUCACCGCCUUGUCACUGGAAGCUAGAGGUCGCCUGUCUCCAUCUGGAAGGAAGAGACCUGCCGAUUCGGAUUUUCACGCUCGGCGAGGUAAGGCACCGGUUCACCCGGAGAUCUAUGAUGAAGAAGAGUAUGCUAGAGAUCUCCGACGCACCGUCGUCCCUGAAAGGACACGACCAAAGCCCAGCAAUCCUCGGCUGUACGAUCCCACACAAGACCAAAAAGGCACUAGAGCUUCAUAUCGAGCCCCCGAAGUUGCCAGUGAAUGGUCCGUGGAAGCCAAUCGUAGUCAGCCUCAAUCUCGGACACCGCUGUCCACCACCCGUCCUCCUACUGUACAACACCACACACCUAAGCCAGCGGUCUCGUCCGCUUCCCAUCGCUCGCAACCUGGUCUGAUCGAAAUCCAACGAUACGACUCCCGGUACCCCGGCCUCCUCUUACAGCCAGAUUCGCGGCCAAUCUCCCAAGAACAGCUCGCUUCGGAAGUGAAGUCGAUUUAUGCUGGUCUCACAAUGGUGGAGACCAAGUGCAUCCAUGUUGACCGGGCACAAGCUGCUGCUUUGCAGGACGGCUCAGAUCCAACCGCAAGGCUCGCAAGCGAUCAUUGGCAGGCACUUAUCGCGCUCCAUAGAACCUUACUGCAUGAGCACCACGACUUCUUCCUCGCUUCUCAGCAUCCUUCUGCCUCUCCCGCUCUUCGGCGGUUGGCGGCGAAGUAUUCGAUGCCAGCGAGAAUGUGGAAGCACGGUAUCCAUUCUUUUCUUGAGUUACUGCGUCGUCGUCUUCCUGAGAGCAUUGAUUAUAUGCUUGCUUUCAUAUAUCUCGCGUAUCAGAUGAUGGCGCUUCUUUAUGAGACUGUACCGGCAUUCGAAGAUACAUGGAUUGAAUGCCUAGGUGAUUUAGGUCGUUAUCGCAUGGCGAUUGAAGACGAGAACCCUCGGGACCGUGAAACGUGGGCUGGCGUUGCACGAUCAUGGUAUAGUAAGGCCGCUGACAAGAACCCGUCUGUUGGCCGGUUGUAUCACCACUUAGCGAUCCUGGCACGCCCUAACGCUCUUCGACAACUAUACUAUUAUGCCCGAUCAUUAACAUGCGUCAAGCCAUUUCCUAGUGCGAGGGAAUCCAUCCUGACACUCCUGGAUCCUAUUCUUCGUCGACCGGCGGAUCCAUAUUCCCACGACCCACCCAUUGACACGAAUUUCAUCCAAGCGCACGGUAUACUUUUUGGAAAAGCCUCAUCUGAGGAUUUUGAAGAUGCUCGCUUCGCUUUCCAAAGCCAGCUUGACAAUCAUAUCGGACGUGUGACUGCGAAAUGGAAAGAGCAAGGAGUUUAUAUUGCUGUCACCAACCUCGCAGGCCUGUUCAACUAUGGAAGUGAUGACUCUAUUCUGCGCCAGAUCCUCCUUCUACACGAGAAGCAGUUGACACGGUCUACAAGUUUAUCGUCGCAGUCCGAAGAAGAUAGCCGUUCUCCUUCACCCAUUGAAGAAGAUAAAUCAUCGCAGCCUAUGUCAGAAUCAGAAGUUGCGGCCCAAGUCGAAAUCCUAUCGUCCGACUUUACAUUCUCUCGCGCCUAUCUGCUCACGAUGGCCACACUCAUGCUAGUGCUCCGACGCAACGGUGACAAGAACGUACUUCCUCACGUCCACGUCCUUCUCUCGUUCUUUUCGGCCUUCGCCUCCAUAAAAUACGUUGCCCACUUUCUUGACCACGCUCCUUGGACCGAGCUUGUUUCCUUUCUAAAUACGUUAUUAAAAUCAGAACAACGACCAGAGAAGAUACUUCCCGGUCCCGUAUUCCUUGCGGAUCAAGCCGAUAGCCUUCCCCUCCCGGAAGAUUAUUUGAUACGCGGUCAAAUUUGGAGCCAAUGGUACUUCCCUGAAAGAUGGUUCAAGAGAGAGCAUGAUGAAGAAGAUCGGUCACUCGAGCUUGCGAGCACUGUUAAACUCCGGACUGAGAGGGUGUUGCGUCUGGGCUACGAACUGGCUACCUUCGAUCGCUGGCUAUCCUAUGACGAACAAACUCAUACAUUCUCCGUGACCAAUCCUUCCAACCCAUCUUGA
Molecule: messenger RNA, 2355 nt
Organism: Didymosphaeria variabile
Lineage: Eukaryota; Fungi; Ascomycota; Dothideomycetes; Pleosporales; Didymosphaeriaceae
Exons: 3
Coding region: 1-2355 (784 amino acids)
Biological process (GO): nuclear-transcribed mRNA catabolic process, nonsense-mediated decay
Cellular component (GO): telomerase holoenzyme complex
Molecular function (GO): telomerase RNA binding; telomeric repeat DNA binding; protein binding
Source: RefSeq, a predicted model, not a curated record